AUGAUUAGAUCGGUCAGUCGUAAGCUUCUUUUUGGAGGCUCAUCUUUCCGUUGUAAUAGACUCGCUUCUACCUUGGCUUUUGUUGAAACAAACAAGGAAGGGUCUAUUGUACCAUCAUCAUUGAAUGCCUUAAAUGCUGCCAGAGGAUUUAAUAACGAUUUAGUUGUUGUCAUAUUAGGUUCCAAUGCUUCUAAAGCGGCAUCGAAACUUAAGAGCUCUAUCAAAUGUGAGAAUCUAAAGAAGAUAUUGGUCUCUACGGAUGAACAGUUUGAUAACUAUUUACCUGAAAAGGUUGGACCUUUAUUGGUGAACCUGUUGAAAGAUAAGGAAUUCACACAUUUUGUUACUGCAAGUUCGGCUGUAGGUAAAAACGUCUUACCUCGUAUUGGUGCAUUACUAGACCUACAACCAAUCUGCGAUAUCACAAAAAUCGUAGACUCAAAGACAUUCGUCAGGCCUAUAUAUGCAGGCAAUGUUAUAUCAACUGUUGAAUGCACACAAGCUCAAAAGCUGAUCGGUAUUAGAGCAUCGGCAUUCGAUCCUAUUGCCGAGGGCUCCUCAGACACAGCCGUCAUCGAAGAUAUUGCUACUGUGGAAGGUGAUUCAUCCAGCCUACAAAUCGAAUGGGAAAACGCUAAUUUGACCGAGAGUGAAAGACCAGAGUUGUCUUCUGCAUCAAAAGUAGUCGCCGGUGGUCGUGCCUUGAAGGAUAAAGCAACUUUCGAAAAACUACUUACACCUCUUGCAGAUGUAUUGCACGCUGGUAUUGGUGCUACCAGGGCAGCCGUGGAUAGCGGAUUUUGUGAUAACUCUUUACAAAUCGGUCAGACCGGUAGAGUUGUCGCACCAGAUCUUUACAUUGCUAUCGGUAUUUCCGGCGCUAUUCAACAUCUGGCUGGUAUGAAGGAUUCUAAAGUCAUUGUUGCAAUCAACAAUGAUCCUGAUGCUCCGAUAUUCAAAGUAGCCGACUUUGGUUUACAAGGCGACAUUUACGAAAUUGUACCAGAGUUGACCAAGAAGCUUGAAAAGCUCUAA
This is a messenger RNA of Zygotorulaspora mrakii, 1035 nucleotides long. RefSeq names its product Aim45p (gene AIM45). Gene Ontology annotation, cellular component: mitochondrion. Bases 1 to 1035 code for a protein of 344 amino acids. Lineage: Eukaryota; Fungi; Ascomycota; Saccharomycetes; Saccharomycetales; Saccharomycetaceae. The transcript has a single exon. Gene Ontology annotation, molecular function: flavin adenine dinucleotide binding; electron transfer activity. The record is from RefSeq and is a predicted model, not a curated record.